Schistocerca gregaria is the source of this 333-nucleotide messenger RNA. RefSeq names its product trypsin 5G1-like. Gene Ontology annotation, molecular function: serine-type endopeptidase activity. The transcript has 2 exons. The record is from RefSeq and is a predicted model, not a curated record. The coding region runs from base 1 to 333 and encodes 110 amino acids. Gene Ontology annotation, biological process: proteolysis. Lineage: Eukaryota; Metazoa; Arthropoda; Insecta; Orthoptera; Acrididae.
AUGUUGAUGGCGGUCAGCCUCGCCAGCCCGGGUUGCGGCGACCUCUCCUAUGAGGGAACCUCUACGGAACAGCUACAGGCGGUCAACACGCACAUCGGUGAGUGGAGUGUGUGUUACGAGGCGUACGGCGGGAGGAUCACACAGCGCAUGAUCUGCGCCGGAGAAAAGAAGGGCGGCAAGGAAUCGUGCAAGGGCGACAGCGGCGGUCCGGUGGGAACGACACAGUAUGGAGUUGUCUCUUGGGGGACAGGAUGCGCAUAUCAGGGCUACGCUGGUGUCUACUCUAAUGUGCCUGCCGUGCGCUCCUGGAUAAACGAAACAAGCGGCGGGUAG